Messenger RNA from Drosophila sulfurigaster albostrigata, 1560 nucleotides. RefSeq lists its product as uncharacterized. The record is from RefSeq and is a predicted model, not a curated record. The coding region runs from base 344 to 1420 and encodes 358 amino acids. NCBI's taxonomy places the organism in Eukaryota, Metazoa, Arthropoda, Insecta, Diptera, Drosophilidae. Gene Ontology annotation, cellular component: endoplasmic reticulum; membrane. Gene Ontology annotation, molecular function: iron ion binding; heme binding; fatty acid 2-hydroxylase activity. The transcript is spliced from 4 exons. Gene Ontology annotation, biological process: fatty acid metabolic process; lipid biosynthetic process.
UGAGUUGCGUUGCGUACGGUUUGUCGUUCGUAUCGGUUCGUCUUCAUUUUCGUUUCGUUUCGUCUUAGUUCGUCUUAGUACAUUGCGUAUACGACGCGUUCUCUCGCUACCGGUUGCAGUCUGCGUAGCCAAAAAAAAAACAACACAAGAAAACAAUUCGCGCUUGUUUUUAUUUUCUUAUUCGCAUUGAACCGCCCUCGUGCGUUUGAUAAAUAAAUAAAUAAUAUCUUAAUGCCGUUUGCGCUUUUGCUAAUCGUCGCAACUUGAUAUUGUGUACUCUGGCUUUGGACUUGCCAUUGAUAAAUCCACGACCUGAAUAGUCAAUCAUUCAAAGUCGUGCAAAAUGGAUGCUCCCAAAGAGAUGGAGCAAAGUAAUAACAAAUUCAUUGUGAAAUAUCGACAGCAGUACUAUGAUAUAUCCGAAUUUAUGCACAAGCAUCCGGGCGGUAUCAACACCCUCAAGGGACUCAACGAUUCGGAUAUGACAUCACGCUUCAUGAAGGCUCCGCCACAUUCCGAUGCAGCCAUGUACUUAAUGAGGGAAUACAAGGUGGACUCGUCGGAAUAUGAAAGCACUAAAAAGUCAAAGGAGUCACAUUCAAAAAACACAUCAUCAGAGAAUGGCAUUGAAUUGCUACAACAUCCAAAAGAGUCCGAAGAUACUAAUAAUAAUCAGUUGGAUGAGAGUAUGGAACAUCUUGUGGACUGGUCAAAAGCAAUGCUGCCUCAAAUUAAGAACAUAACAAAAUAUUAUGAUGAGUGGGUGCACAAGCCGGUGGACAGGCCGCUUCGUUUGUUCGGACCUUGGUACUUGGAAAUGUGCACAAAGACCCCAUGGUGGGUCGUUCCAACUUUUUGGAUACCAGUUAUCACCGUUCUAGCUGGACUGGAAUUUCAGGCAAAAGCUAAAAGUACAAGUGACGUCGCAAUUUUAUCAGGUUACAUUUUGUUUGGCGUGCUUCUUUGGACUUUCCUGGAAUACGUAUUGCACCGCUGGGUAUUUCAUAUAAAGCUGACUGAAGACAGUGGACCUUGGCUAUGCACUUUUCACUUUAUGAUACAUGGCCUGCACCACAAAGUACCUUUUGACCCUAUGAGGCUUGUUUUUCCACCACUGCCUGGGGUUGUACUUGCCUCUAUUCUGUAUUCUCCGAUUAGUUUAAUUCUGCAAAAUCAUAAUCCCCGAAUAAUCCUAUCGGGUGCCUUACUAGGCUAUUUAUGCUAUGACAUGAUUCAUUACUAUUUGCAUUAUGGCAAUCCAAAGGCAAGCCACCAUUUGUAUGAUAUGAAGCGAUAUCAUUAUCAGCAUCAUUUUGCGCAUCAAGAUCUCGGAUAUGGGAUUAGUAGUCCAUUUUGGGAUAAUGUAUUUAAGACACGUAUCCAUUUGCGUAAAUUAAGAUUCCAACUACGGUGGUCGUAGUGGCUAAGUGACAUUUUGCUUUAUAAGAUCAAAUUUGUAAUAUAAGACUAAUUACUAAGAAGACAUUGUUUAUAAGAGUAUUUGCAAUGAGAUAAACAGCGGUGAUACCAACCAAAUUCAAAUAAAAUAACAUUGGUAUA